Molecule: messenger RNA, 975 nt
Organism: Leptosia nina
Lineage: Eukaryota; Metazoa; Arthropoda; Insecta; Lepidoptera; Pieridae
Source: the annotation of a GenBank genome assembly
AUGUUGGAAAAACUACUUGAUGUUGAAGAAGACGCUUGCGUUGAAAAUGUAGCUAUAGGGGCUAGCACGAUAACAGUAUUUUUGAAAGCCCUGAAACAGUUCUGUGGUGAUGUAAUCGAAGUGCACAGUAAUUACACUACGCAUGAAAAUCGUGUGCUAUAUGAGGUAAUUCUUAACAGUUCUAACGAAGUAGAAAGACAAUCCAAGCCCAAAAUAAUGCUAGAAGCUGGACAGCAAGCUGGGUCACAGCCAGUUAUGCUCGCUCUUUAUGUAAUAGAGCAGCUCGUGGCUUGUGAGGAGUAUAGCGACAUGAUUGAGAAGGUGACUUGGGUUAUCUUGCCUUGCACUAACCCUGAUGGCCAGGAGUACAUGCGAUGUAAUCGAGAGCCCUGGUAUAAAAACUUGAAACCGCUGGAGGAGAACCAAAGUUUCGGUGUCGAUAUUUCUCGAAACUUCGACGAUUCCUGGAAUGCAUGUUCAUUACCAGACAACAUAUUCUCCCACGACUAUCGCGGACCCACGGCGGCCUCCGAAAACGAGACACAGUUCAUAAGCGACGCUAUCGAAAAACACAAACAGGACCUCAAAGCGUAUGUAUCUUUGAGACGCGACGGUCACGCUAUACUGUACCCAUUCGCCAGCAAAAGUAUAACCACAGAAGCCUUAGAAAGAGCAACAAGUGUAGCUGGUGAAAUAGCGGCGAAAGUAAAUCAGAGAUCGGGGGGUAUCCAAAGCUUUCUGAACACAAGCAUACACGAUAUGAACGGAGACGCCCGCUGCGGUCACAGCGUUGAUUAUGCGUACAACAAACACGGGAUACCAUUUACGUACGAGAUGCGUGUCUUCCCAGAAACAACUAAUCGCAUCAUGUCCAAGUUCCAAACGCUGCCCAAGGGCUACGAAGGCGUCUUACGUAACGGCUAUUUCAGCGGCAUUCGAGAGCUUUUCAAUAUUAUCGCUAGCGACAAAACGUAA